AUGAAGCGCAGCCUGAGAAAGAUGCUGCAUGCUGGGGAGAAGAAGCCGCCGCCGGUUGUUGACUACCAUGGCGUGGAGAACGGCGUGGACGACUUCAAAAACUUUGAGGUGGUGUUUGGAGGAGAUGCUGGUGGAUUCCAAAAGUUUAUUAAGAACCGAAGAAAAUUAAGCAAACAGGAUGAGAAUGACUCCCCCCUGCACCAUGCAGCAGCAGAAGGGCAAGUGGAGCUGAUGGAGAUGAUCAUCACCGAUUCCUCUUUUGAAGUGGUGAAUAUGAUGGAUGAUUAUGGGAACACGCCUCUGCAUUGGGCCACAGAAAAAAACAAAGUUGAAAGUAUUAAGUUUCUUCUCAGCAAAGGAGCAAACCCGAAUCUCCAAAACAACAACAUGAUGGCGCCUCUUCACAUAGCCGUGCAGAACAUGUACAACGAGGUGGUGAAGAUUUUGACUGACUACAGUGGAACAGAUAUUGAUUUGGAAGGAGAAAAUGGAAACACAGCUGUGAUAACUGCAUGCUCUAAAGAUAACAGUGAAGCAUUGGAAAUCCUGUUAAAAAAGGGUGCAAGGAUAUGCAAAGCAAACAAAUGGAAAUGUUUCCCUGUUCACCAUGCUGCAUUUUCAGGUGCUAAAAAAUGCUUGGAAUUAUUGCUGGAGUAUGGUGAAAAACUUGGAUAUCGCAAAGAGUAUCAGAUAAACUUUGUGGACACUCGAAAUGCCAGCCCGCUCCAUUUUGCAGUUCAGAGUGGUGAUUUGGAGAUGAUUAAAUUGUGCCUGGACAAUGGUGCACGCAUAGACCAGAAAGAGAAUGCAAAGUGCACAGCCCUUCAUUUCGCUGCCAGCCAAGGAGCCACUGAGAUUGUUAAACUGAUGAUAUCAUCCUAUUCCGGUACCAGUGACAUUGUUAAUGCAGUCGAUGGCAAUCAUGAGACCCUGCUUCACAGAGCUUCAUUAUUUGAUCACUACGAACUGGCAGAAUACUUAGUAUCAGUGGGAGCUGAUAUUAAUAUCACUGAUGCUGAAGGACGCUCUCCACUUAUGUCAGCAACUGCUUCUGCAUCUUGGAAUGUUGUAAACUUACUGCUUUCUAAAGGUGCUCAUGUACACAUAAAAGAUCAUCAUGGGCGUAACUUUUUACAUUUGACUGUGCAGCAACCUUAUGGAUUAAAAAAUUUGCAACCUGAAUUUAUGCAGAUGCAACAUAUUAAAGAGCUGGUGAUGGAUGAAGACAAUGAUGGAUGUACUCCUCUACAUUAUGCCUGUAGACAGGGAGUCCCUGUCUCUGUAAAUAACCUACUGGGCUUCAAUGUGUCGAUUCAUUCCAAGAGCAAAGAUAAGAAGUCACCCCUGCACUUUGCAGCCAGUUAUGGACGCAUCAAUACCUGUCAGAGACUCCUCCAAGGCAUCAGUGAUACACGGCUUUUGAACGAAGGUGAUCUUAAUGGGAUGACUCCUCUACAUCUGGCAGCGAAAAAUGGACACGAUAAAGUGGUUCAGCUUCUCUUGAAAAAAGGCGCAUUAUUUAUCAAUGACCACAACGGCUGGACUGCUUUGCAUCAUGCUUCCUUGGGUGGAUACACUCAGACCAUGAAGGUCAUUCUUGACACUAACUUGAAGUGUACAGAUCGGCUAGAUGAAGAAGGGAACACAGCUCUUCACUUUGCUGCAAGGGAAGGCCAUGCCAAAGCUGUGGCACUUCUUCUGAAGUAUGAUGCCAGCAUAGUUCUGAACAAACAGCAGGCCUCCUUUCUGCACGUGGCUCUUCACAAUAAGAGGAAGGAGGUGGUUCUCACGACCAUCAGAAACAAAAGAUGGGAUGAAUGUUUAAAGGUAUUUAGUCAUUAUUCUCCAACCAAUAGAUGUCCAAUCAUGGAAAUGGUAGAAUAUCUUCCUGAAUGCAUGAAAGUUCUUUUAGAUUUCUGCAUUAUACCUUCCACAGGGGACAAAUCCUGCCGAGAUUACCAUAUCGAAUAUAAUUUUAAAUAUCUUCACUGCCCAUUAGCAUUAACCAAGCAAAAGGCACCUGUGCAGGAUGUUACAUAUGAGCCUCUUCCAAUCCUCAAUGUAAUGGUACAGCAUAACCGUAUAGAACUUCUCAAUCAUCCUGUGUGUAAAGAAUAUUUGCUUAUGAAAUGGUGUGCUUAUGGAUUUAGAGCCCAUAUGAUGAAUCUAGGAUCUUACUGCCUCGGUCUUAUACCCAUGACUAUGCUUGUUGUCAACAUACAGCCAGGAAUGGCUUUCAACUCAACUGGAAUCAUUAACGAAACUAGUGAUCAUUCAGAAAUACUAGAUACCACGAACUCAUAUCCAAUAAAAGUUUGUAUGAUUUUAGUUUUUUUAACAAGUAUAUUUGGAUACUGCAAAGAAGUGGCCCAAAUUUUCCAACAGAAAAAGAACUACUUUAUGGAUUAUGGUAAUGCACUUGAGUGGAUUAUCUACACGACCAGCAUGAUUUUUGUGUUGCCCUUGUUCGUUAGCAUCCCAGCCUAUGCUCAGUGGCAGUGUGGAGCAAUUGCAAUAUUCUUAUAUUGGAUGAACUUCUUAAUGUAUCUUCAAAGAUUUGAGUAUUGUGGAAUUUUCAUUGUGAUGUUAGAGGUGAUUCUGAAGACUUUGCUGAGGUCUACAGUGGUCUUGCUUUUCCUCCUUUUGGCUUUUGGACUCAGCUUUUACGUGCUCCUGAGUACACAGGAUGCCUUCAAAACGCCAUUGCUUUCUAUAAUCCAGACCUUCAGCAUGACGUUAGGAGAUAUCAAUUAUCGAGAUGCCUUCCUUGAGCCCUAUUUGAGAAGUGAAUUGACAUAUCCAGCUCUGUCCUUUGCAGAACUUAUUGCCUUCACAAUGUUAGUCCCAAUUGUCCUCAUGAAUUUACUUAUUGGUUUGGCAGUUGGUGACAUUGCAGAGGUCCAAAAACAUGCAUCACUGAAGAGAAUUGCUAUGCAGGUGGAACUUCACACCAGCUUAGAGAAAAAGCUACCAGUCUGGUUCCUACACAAAGUGGAUCAAGAAUCCACCGUCGUGUAUCCCAACAGACCCAGAUAUGAGGGCAUGUUUGCAUGUAUACUUCAAUAUAUUUUUUGCAUUAAAGAAACCAGACAAGAAGUGCCAAAUACUGAUAAAUGUUUAGAAAUAGAAAUACUGAAGCAGAAAUACCGGCUAAAGGAUCUAACCUCUCUCUUGGAAAAACAGCACGAGCUCAUUAAGCUCAUCAUCCAGAAGAUGGAAAUCAUCUCUGAGACAGAGGAUGAAGAUAACCAUUGCUCUUUUCAAGACAAAUUCAAAAGAGAGCAGUUGGAGCAAAUGAAUAGCAAAUGGAAUUCUGUGUUGAGAGCAGUAAAGACAAAAAUGCACAACCCUUAG
Molecule: messenger RNA, 3354 nt
Organism: Ochotona curzoniae (black-lipped pika)
Lineage: Eukaryota; Metazoa; Chordata; Mammalia; Lagomorpha; Ochotonidae
Gene: TRPA1
Product: transient receptor potential cation channel subfamily A member 1
Exons: 27
Coding region: 1-3354 (1117 amino acids)
Biological process (GO): monoatomic ion transport; transmembrane transport
Cellular component (GO): membrane
Molecular function (GO): monoatomic ion channel activity; protein binding
Source: RefSeq, a predicted model, not a curated record